AUGGCAGAAAAAGAUGUGGAUUCAAGGACCGCAUUGGACUUUCACAAGAUAAAGUAUGUAGGUACAGCAUGUUGUAGAUGGACAGUAACCUCUGUACUCAUUGGAGCCAUUGUCAUCAGCAUUGCUACAGGUGUAUUAAUAAUGUAUUUAACAACUCACAGCCUCACUGUGGUGCAUAUGCUGGAGGUACAAGGACUUCCGUAUGACGCUAGUUUACAGAACAGCAACUCCACAUACUGCAGAACUUUAACCACUACACUGGAGACACUGUUGAACACCAGUUUCAGGAACACUGUUCUAGAAGACAGUUAUGCUGGAGUUAACGUUUUACAAUACAGGAGAGGAAACAGAAGUGUCAUAGCACAACUCAAAUUGCAGUUCCAGACAUCUGCUCAUUCCAAAGGACUCAAUGAAAUUGAAGAGAUUCUCAACCAGGGUCUGUUUACAUUGUUAUCGGGACACCCUUUUCCAGUGUCUACUUAUGGGAACAUCUCUGCUGCUGUGCUCACAGAUACCGAAGGGCCGUCAUUUUAUGCAAUUGGCCUGAAGUCUGGAAGUUGCCCAGCACAAAUCUUCACCUGCAAGAACAGUCAAUGUGUCUUAAAGCAAAAUCCACAAUGUGACAAUACCCGAGACUGUAAUGAUGGAUCUGAUGAGAAGAAUUGUGAUUGUGGUACACGGCCUGCUAUGCAGAAAGGAAACCGAAUAGUUGGUGGAUCGGAUGCCGUAAAGGGAGAGUUCCCAUGGCAAGUCAGCCUGAGGGAGAACAAUGAGCACUUUUGCGGAGCCACUAUCAUCAGUGAGAGGUGGCUGGUGUCUGCCGCUCACUGCUUCAAUGACUUCCAGGACCCAGCUGUGUGGGUGGCUUACAUAGGAACAACAUCACUGAGUGGUACAGACAGCAGCACAGUCAAAGCUUCCAUCAAAAAUAUCAUUAAGCACCCUUCCUACGACCCAGAUACAGCAGACUAUGAUGUAGCUGUCUUAGAACUAGAGUCUCCGCUGAAGAUGAGCAAGUACGCCCAACCAAUCUGCCUCCCAGAUUCCACUCACAUCUUCCAUGUGGGCAAGAAAUGUAUCAUCACUGGAUGGGGAUACCUCAAAGAAGACAAUUUGGUGAAGCCUGAAGUUCUUCAGAAAGCAACCGUAGCUCUCAUGGAUCAGUCUUUAUGCAACAGCCUUUACAGCAAUGUAGUGACAGAGAGGAUGCUGUGCGCAGGUUACCUGGAGGGGAAGAUUGAUUCAUGCCAGGGUGAUUCUGGAGGACCUCUGGUGUGUGAGGAAGCAUCAGGUAGAUUCUUCUUGGCUGGUAUAGUAAGCUGGGGGGUCGGCUGUGCAGAGGCCAGAAGACCCGGUGUAUAUGUGAGAGUGAGCAAGAUCAGCAAGUGGAUCAUGGAGAUCAUCACAAAAUCUGUAUUGUUAGAUCCACAAACAAGUGUCACUACCACCACCACUACCACUGUUUGGAAGAAAACAACUAAUGCCAAGGGCACCACUACUCGACCAGUCACCAAACACUCAACAACAAAAGCAAAACCAGGAAGUACCACACCGAAUAAACCAACCCAGAAACCUAUCAGCACUUCAAAGCCUCAAGAGUGUGGCAGUCGCCCUGGCCUCACAAAACCUAACAAAAUAGUAGGAGGACUGGAUGCUGUGAGGGGUGAAGUUCCUUGGCAAGUAAGCCUAAAAGAGGGCCCACGACAUUUUUGUGGAGCCACAAUAAUUGGCGAUCGUUGGUUGGUUUCUGCUGCCCACUGCUUCAAUCAAACCAAGUUAGAUCAAGUGACUGCUCACAUGGGGUCAACAUCUAUGAGUGGAGCUGAUACUAUGGCUGUAAAGAUCAGUUUAAAGAAUAUGAUACAACAUCCUCACUUCAAUCCUCUGACUCUGGAUUUUGAUGUAGCUGUGUUGGAGUUGACCAGCCCUCUAACGUUUAAUAAGAAUAUCCAGCCUGUGUGCCUCCCUUCUGCUCUGCAGAAGUUUCCAGCUGGAUGGAAGUGCAUGAUCUCAGGAUGGGGUAACGUCAAAGAAGGCAAUGUGUCUAAGCCUGAGGUACUUCAGAGAGCUUCUGUUGGUAUUAUUGAUCAGAAGAUCUGCAGUGUCCUCUAUAACUUCUCCAUCACUGAGAGGAUGAUCUGUGCUGGAUUUCUGGAUGGAAAGGUGGAUUCAUGUCAGGGUGACUCAGGAGGGCCUCUGGCAUGUGAGGAGAGUCCAGGCAUUUUCUUUCUCGCAGGCAUUGUAAGCUGGGGGAUUGGUUGUGCACAAGCAAAAAAGCCAGGAGUUUACAGUCGUGUGACAAAAUUAAAGGACUGGAUCUUGGACACUGUAGCUCCUGUCUUAAGGACUACAGACAGUGGCAUGAACCUUCCCAAAUCCUCCCUCCCUCCCAGCAUUACCCCAACCAGAACAUCAACUAUGAGGCCACUAACCACCACUGCCCGUAGGACAACAACUGUUUCCAGGAUAACAGUAACACAAGCUAAAAGCACAAGGAGCACCCCAAAAACCACCAUUGCCAAAUCCACAAGCAAGAGGACCACUACUGCCAAGUUUAGUACAACAGCUUCACGAAUAACAGAGCCUGCCAGACCCACUCAAAAACCAGUGCCGUGUACACCCUCCACCUACAAAUGUUCCAACAGAGUGUGCAUUAGCAAGCAGAACCCUGAGUGUGAUGGGAUUCCAGACUGCACCAACAGCUCUGAUGAGCAGAACUGCGAUUGUGGAUCAGCCCCAGUACUGGCCUUUAACAAGAUAGUUGGGGGCAGUGGUUCUGUGAGAGGGGAGUGGCCGUGGCAGGUCAGUUUGUGGCUCAGAAGAAAGGAACACAAGUGUGGGGCUGUGCUAAUCGCAGACCGAUGGCUGCUUUCUGCUGCCCACUGCUUUGAUAUUUACAGUGAUCCCAAAUUAUGGGCUGCUUACCUGGGCACUCCCUUCCUCAAUGGGGUAGAGGGUAGGGUUGAGAGGAUUUUCCGGAUCCACAAACACCCCUUCUACAAUGUAUACACACUUGAUAAUGACGUGGCUCUUUUGGAACUGCCUUCCCCACUAUCUUACACCAACCUCAUUAAGCCAAUCUGUCUCCCAGACUCUAGCCACAGCUUUCUAGAGGGCACCAGAUGCUUCAUUACAGGAUGGGGCUCCACCAAAGAAGGAGGUCCUAUGUCCAGGCAGCUCCAGAAAGCCUCAGUCACUAUUGUUGGAGACCAGACUUGUAAAAAAUUCUACCCGAUACAAAUCAGUCCAAGAAUGCUUUGUGCUGGCUUCAUGCAGGGAGGUGUAGACAGCUGCUCUGGGGAUGCCGGGGGCCCCUUGGCAUGCAGAGAGCCAGCUGGUCGAUGGUUUCUAGCUGGUAUAACCAGCUGGGGCUACGGCUGCGCUAGACCAUACUUCCCAGGAGUCUACACUAGGAUAACAUCUGUCCGCAGCUGGAUUGCACAGAAUCUACGAUUAUGA
Molecule: messenger RNA, 3459 nt
Organism: Bombina bombina (fire-bellied toad)
Lineage: Eukaryota; Metazoa; Chordata; Amphibia; Anura; Bombinatoridae
Gene: TMPRSS9
Product: transmembrane serine protease 9
Exons: 19
Coding region: 1-3459 (1152 amino acids)
Biological process (GO): proteolysis
Molecular function (GO): protein binding; serine-type endopeptidase activity
Source: RefSeq, a predicted model, not a curated record